Fusarium coffeatum is the source of this 1023-nucleotide messenger RNA. RefSeq lists its product as uncharacterized. The coding region runs from base 1 to 1023 and encodes 340 amino acids. Gene Ontology annotation, molecular function: hydro-lyase activity. Lineage: Eukaryota; Fungi; Ascomycota; Sordariomycetes; Hypocreales; Nectriaceae. The transcript is spliced from 2 exons. The record is from RefSeq and is a predicted model, not a curated record.
AUGUCUUUUUGGAUUGACACAGAAGACUGGCAUACAGCCGGCGAACCAUUCCGCAUCGUCGAUACUUUACCAGAAGACCAUCUCCCAAUCGCCCCAACAGUAAAAGACCGUCGUUUGUCAAUCAUAAACACACCCUACCAUCCUCUUGACCAACUUCGCCAAUCACUAUGCCACGAACCCCGCGGUCACGCAGAUAUGUACGGCGGCUUCAUCACCCCGCCCGAUGACGCUGGCGCUAACUUCGGCGUUCUAUUCUGGCAUAAAGAUGGAUUCUCUACCGCGUGUGGACAUGGAACAAUAGCCCUUGGGUACUGGGCCGUUGAGCAUAAGUUGGUUGAUGUGCCUCUGGAUGGCGAAGUGGAUGUUGUUAUUGAUGUUCCCUCUGGUCGGGUCACGGCUAAAAUCGCUAUUAAGGAUGGGGAGCCUACCCAUGGAGACUUUAUCAACGUGAAGAGCUAUCAGAUUGCCAAAGACCUAAAUGUCACUAUUCCAUCAAAGGACAUGGACAUUAAGGUCGAUUUGGCUUUUGGAGGAGCUGUAUAUGCUCAUGUUGACGCUGCUCAAUUGUCUCUCACUGUCGAGCCGAGCAAAUACAUCGAGUUCAUCAACCUCGGUCGCGAGAUCAAGACCUGCCUUGGAACAAGGGCGCACUACGACACAUACGACCUUUACGGCGUUAUCUUUUACAACGAAGGGCGCGAUGAACAAGAUGGGAAUGUCAGACAGCGAAACGUUGUCAUCUUCGCGGAUGGACAAAUUGACCGUUCGCCUUGUGGUUCGGGAACAUCUUCACGAGUCGCUGCCCUCAUGGCUCAGGGAAGACUAGACCAUGGAAAGGGAAAGCUUAUACACCGUUCCAUCAUUGAUACCGUGUUUGAAGCAGACGUCGUUCGCGAAGAGCAGAGCCCUGUGGAGUUUCCCGCUUGUAUACCUCGUGUCAGAGGAACAGCAAACCUGGUCGGAAGGAUGAGCUUCUUCAUUGAUCCUUCUGAGGAUGUUUUCCCCGGUUUCCUUCUACGGUAG